Molecule: messenger RNA, 1521 nt
Organism: Trematosphaeria pertusa
Lineage: Eukaryota; Fungi; Ascomycota; Dothideomycetes; Pleosporales; Trematosphaeriaceae
Product: carbohydrate esterase family 15 protein
Exons: 2
Coding region: 123-1325 (400 amino acids)
Source: RefSeq, a predicted model, not a curated record
UCCUUCUUAAUAAGUCUCCGCCACACUACAUAUACAAUACGACGAACCUGAGCACACGGCUAAAAUGGGGAUUCUAUGUCCUAGGUUUCUACUCUUCCGGUAGUCUGCAACCUUCUACGACCAUGUCCACACUAGCUUUCAUCUUCGGCUUUCUGGUGCUCCUAUACAGUAGCCUCGCACACGCUGCCUGUCCGGCUUUCAACACCAAUGCUACGCUACCGAACAGCCAAUACCCUCCAGAUCCAUUCACAUUCCUCUCCGGCGCCAAGGUAUCGUCGAAAGCGGACUGGCAAUGCCGCCGAACGGAGCUCGCAGCCUUGCUCCAGGAUAUCGAACUCGGCUCGCUCCCGCCAAAACCAGCCGUCGUCAAUGCCACUUUUGACGGACGCAGACUUACCGUUACCGUGGGAGAAAACAACAUGUACUCUUCUUUCGGCGUGACCAUAAAUCUCCCAUCAAAUCGCUCCAUUGCCGAUGGCCCCUUCCCCGCGAUUAUCGCCUACGGCGCGUCAAGCGUGCCGCUCAACGGAACGGGCAUCGCAACCAUCAUUUACAACAACGACCAGAUAGCAUCACAGACCUCCCAGAGCACUCGCGGCUCAGGCAUAUUCUACACCGUCUACGGCAGCUCUCACUCCGCCGGUGCGCUCAUCGCUUGGGCCUGGGGUAUCUCCCGCGUCCUAGACGCGCUCGAACUCCUCGGCCCCGAAACCACCGGCAUCGACCCCAAACACGUAGGCUUAACAGGCUGCUCGCGCAACGGCAAGGGCGUUCUCGUUGCCGGCGCCUUCGAGCCCCGCAUCGCACUCACCAUUACGCAGGAAGCCGGCGUCGGUGGCCCCGCCUGCUGGCGUCUGUACAAUCUGCGCUGCAAGACGCAACGCUGCAUCGGGAUUCCUGAACCUACUGACCCGUUCGACUCGCCCUGGUACCGCCGCGACUUUCCGCGUAACAUCGCCCAGAACUUCGCCGGUAUGCCGUUUGACCAGCAUGAACUCAUUGCGCUGCAUGCGCCGCGUGGUUUGCUGGUUUUGGAGAAUAACAUCGAUUGGUUAGAGCCUGUGGCGAGUACGGUGUGUGGGAAGGCGGGUGGAGAGGUGUAUAAGGCCCUUGGGGUGGGAGAGGCUUAUGGGUUCAGCUUAAGUGCGUCGCAUAAUCACUGUCAGUUUCCGAGCAAGCAGCAGGUUGUGCUUGAUGAGUAUCUAGGGAGGUACUUGUUGGGGAAGGGUGAGAGCGGGACGGGAGAGGGCGUGUUUGAGAGUGAGGCGGGGACGGAGGCGGAGAGGUAUGUGCACUGGGGUUGGAGUACGCCGGCUCUGGAAUAGGGAUAGCAGAGCAAUACAGGCUAGCUGUGGCGCGGGAGGAAGAAUUGAGUUGCCGACCAUGGAGUCCAACGAUUAAAGAUGUGCUAUUUCAACGAAAAGGAAGUAUUCGGGCGCGCAUGCCUCAUUCCCACCACUGCUUCGCGCUAUUGCUGAGUGUUCUCAAGAUCGAUGUUCCAUGUACUUAGCACAGGCAGUG